ACCUAAAUUAAAUUGUUUUUUUCAUAAAAAGAUGUGUCGGUUGUGGGGCAGAAUCCGAUAUGGUGUUCAUUGGGAUAGAAAAGAGCAAACUGAAUUAGCGGUAAAAGCUUUAAAUCUUCGAAAAGUUCUUUCUGUUCAACUUUCUAUGGAUCCUUUUUCUGGGGACAGCACUGCGUUGAGACAGUUAUGGUGCAAACUCUCGGCACCAAAGGUUCGGGCAACGAAUCCGAGAGUGCGUAUUACUCACGAAUUGCGUGAUGACGGCAAGCCACCUCACUUUCUCAUGCAUCUUGAUGAUGGCAAAAAAUUAAUGUUCAAAACAGAUGGUUUUCACGUUGCUGACCUUAUCAUGCGACUUAAUCGUCUACUUGGAAAUCCUGAAUUGGCUCCGAAAGGAAUUCCUUUUGAAGAGGACGAGGAUGUACCGGAUACCGAACUUGAGGACUGGCUUAGGAAUCGCAGUCUGAAGAAAACUCCAUCAGAUUUUCUCAUCUGA
Messenger RNA from Meloidogyne enterolobii, 496 nucleotides. Lineage: Eukaryota; Metazoa; Nematoda; Chromadorea; Rhabditida; Meloidogynidae. The record is from the annotation of a GenBank genome assembly.